Botrytis cinerea B05.10 is the source of this 1589-nucleotide messenger RNA. RefSeq lists its product as hypothetical. NCBI's taxonomy places the organism in Eukaryota, Fungi, Ascomycota, Leotiomycetes, Helotiales, Sclerotiniaceae. Bases 144 to 1394 code for a protein of 416 amino acids. The transcript has 2 exons. The record is from RefSeq and is a predicted model, not a curated record.
GACAUUAAGGAAUACCGCAUCACCUCAAAUUCACAGGUUUUGUGCAUUGGGGCCAUAAUCUCGCCGGUGAAAUCUCAGAGGCUGAAAGAGAUCGUCAAUCGACUGCAUCCGCGGCUCUAUAUUGAGCAAACCGAAUCUGCAUUAUGGGGAAAGAAACGCCACAGCCCUACAAGGCUGGUGCCCAGAGAGAUACAUUCGAAGCUAGCAACGCUGCUUCAUCUUCUGCAAGCUUUCUCAAUAAUAUCGAUCAAGCAUACCCCGAAGAGGAUCUUCCAACAUAUGAAGAAACGUCCUCGUCGGCACCUCUUCUUUCGCGAACCGACGGCCCAUCGGCCAACGAUUCUCAGCCUACCUCCGGUGCAGGGUGGUAUAUCCCUCCCCCCGAUCUUCCAUUUUCUUCGCACGACUACAGUUCAGCUGAUUUCUGGACGAGAUUUCCAAAUUAUUCUACAGAUCCUGAUGCUCUUCGUCAAAUGAUCCUCGAACAAGCUCAAUAUGCUCCAACUUAUCAUGUGGAACUAUCGGGGACCCACCGAGAAACUGAGCGUCGACACAAAAAAGACUCAACGGAAACUAUUACGGAUUUCCACGUACGUCUGAAUUUAACACAUCUGCUGACGACUGGAAUCAGAGCUGGAGGAAAAUUAGAGAUCUUGCCAGAUAACCAGAAGGGAUAUCGUGGAGGAAUAAUCAAGUCUCUCGAGCCCUCCCUUUCGAAAUUUGACAUUGAAUCCGGUUCAACAGGGGAUGAAUUACAAGCCUGGUGUGAGAAAUUCGUUUCCGAUCCAUCUAGCAUGAAAUGCUUCAUAUUUGAACGCAAGAUCAUAAAUCACGACAGAAGUCAUCUGGAGUAUCUCUUACGACGUAUUGUUACAUCUACAAACUACCGUGGCCAAGUUCAUGUCAACUUUCCCACGUCGCACAAACGAGUAAUUGUUUAUUCGCCACAUGUAGUCAACGAGUGGCGAAUGACUACUUGGAUCCGUUGGUUCUUUUAUCUUACAUUCCUGUGGGUAGUUUCCUGGCCAAUUCUAUUCUUGGUCACUCGUCGCUAUGAGGUUGUGAGGUGUAUAUAUCAAUAUGCCGACAGGCGUGCGGGAGUCGGUGUUUCUCCCCGAAAACCAACUGUGCAAAGCGAGGAUGAAUUUGUCAAUCUCUGGGAAGCUGCCUUGAGAUCUGCAAUUAUGGGACGAAUGAUUCGACCGGAUUCCUGUCUGGAUGAGGAUUAUAGGGUACAGAUAUUGCAAGGGGAGAUUGCCAGAGGCCAAGCCGCUGCACGUGCUCUACAUGGUACGGGUAAUGCUUUGGCGGAUGGCGCUAUUGGAGUUAUCACAGCAGCGACAAACCUCGUGGGCGAAUAUAAUGAAGCAAGAGGCUGGGGUUAUGAUUCUUGAAAACAAUUUCCAUAUGGCUGCCAGGAUAAUACGCGUAGCCUGGAGUUUUGAUCAAUCUGUAUGUUAUGUACAGCGAGCCGAUAUACCAACUUAGCAACAGUGAGCGUUUAUUGGGCAAGAAUUGCAGCUGUUGCGAACGGAGACUUUUGUCCCUCUUAAUCAACUAGUAAUGAAAAUACCAAUUGGAGAUUCCCA